AUGACGCCAAAAACCCGCUCGGGGGGUGUCCCCGCUGCGAGCCGCGUCUAUCAUUCAACGCCCGCCCAACAGCAAGCACAUUUCCCAGCACGCAAGAAGGUUGUACGCACAUAUGGAAAGCAGAAUAGAAAGAAACAAGCAGAGACGCCCUCGAAGCUCUUGCGACAACAAACACUCACACAAUUCGACUUUGUAUCGAGCUUCGAAGAUCGUGAUCCGAUUGUUUUGAGCGAUAGUGAAGAAGACGAGAUGGGAGCUGAUAAGGAAGGAGAGGAGAAUAACGAAGACGAAGAGCAAAAGACACAUGACGAAGAUGACGAGGAACCUAUAUCGAGUGGUAGAAAACGAAGAGCGACUGCAAAGAAAGCCUCCGCUAAGAAUACCCGGUCGAAACGCAGAAGAACGCUAGGAGAUGAUACGGAUGAACAACAACCCAAACCAAAGAAAGAAAAGAAAUCGAGCCGGCGCAAGACAAUGGGAGAUGCACCCAGUAGUAGCUCCAGAUAUCACACUCAAACGUUGACCCAGUUCCUCGGCCGCGAUUCAACGCCUACCGAGCUCAUCAAGGACUCUGAAGAUGAAGAUGACGAGUUCCAGCAGUGGCUAGGAAACCCAAAGAGUCCAAGCCCGGUACAUAUUCGAAAGAAGAAACAUGUCUCGCCCGUCAAGACUCCGAAGAUUCUCAAAUCAAUAUUGAAGCGCAAACCGGAAGAGGACCUGCCUCAGCGCGAGGAAUCUGUUGUGCCGCAAACACCAGACAAGCAGACGCCAGGCAAGCGAGCUAAAUCGGUCGAGAUACCUUCCUCGAGCCAGUUAUCCGCGCCGCCAAGUAUAUCAUCUACACCCGCUAGCAUGAUGCUCGAACGGUACGGUCCUGCUGAUCGCGUGUCGGUAUCGCCUGCGAAAAGAAAGAUGUCGUCACCUGCUGUGCUAUCACCACUUAAGGAGCUUAAGGGUAAGCCUCGAGUGGCUACAACAACUCGAAAGCAUGAACGCAUCAUUCAAGAUUCUUAUGCUACUGAUAGCUGGGGGUCAACCGGCCGUACACCUCUGCGAGAACUCCCUGUGGACUCGCCUAAUAAAACUCCUAGGAGUAUUCUUGAGCCGCUGGAGUCAUCUUCUGGAUUGGAAGAGAUAGAGACGCCCACUAAAACGCGCAGAGGCGGUAGUACCGAACUCGGCGGAAGCCAAAGAAGUGGCAGUCCUACACCAAGAAUGAAGAAGGUAUCACCAGGCAGUGGCAAGAAGAGAGUUAUGCUUGAGAUUCCCGAUUCGGAAGAAGAGGACGACGAAGAUUUUGGCGAGGAUGAGAAUGAGGACGAGGGUCAGGAUGAGGAUGAGGAUGCAGAGAACACAUUUGUUGCUGGUGCUGAAACACAGCUUGUGAUGAGUGAGCUGGCUUCAUCAGAGGAGGAGAUUAUGAGAGUAUCCUCUUCAGCACAAUCAGAAACUGUCAGUACUACUACUACUAAACGGCAGGCCUUCGCUCCGAUAAUCUCGGAGGAAUCUUCCAGCUCCUUAUCGCUGCCGCCCCUUAGUUCACGACAAACAGAACCCCGUCCCCCUUCAUCAACACCCAAAGCGAGAAGUCGUCCAGAAAAGCGCGUUCGCAAUCCUAUCCAUCGCCCUCUUCCACCAACUCAAACACAACCACUGGAAUCUCAGCGUGUGCCUUUGGCCACGCUACAGUCACUUCCACCUGCAUCUGCCCGCACAGAUGUCCUGCUCCCACUUUCACAAGACAUCCUUGAUGAUGUUCUAGAAGGCUAUCAGGCCGACCUUAUCCUCAACUUCAAAAUACCCGCACAGGUAGUUCGCUUCUGGUUGUACGACGGCGAACUACUACGAUUUAUGGCCUGCGCUGAACCUGGCCGUGUAACCGAGGGCCCAGCUUGGCGUUAUCACCUCACACAGGUGUACGAGCUGAACAAUCCCGUUGAAGGCGACGACAUGCGUGAAGAAGGUUGGAUCGAUGGUGACGUUGAUCGCUACGUUUAUUUCCCUCCUGCUGUUGUUGGUCAACUGCUGUGGAACUUGCGACACGCCAUGUUUAAGGAAGGUGAUUCGCAAGAUGAGUCAAUGCAGAUUAUACAGGAUGAAGAUGAUAGUGGAAGAGUUGAUCUCUUUGUCGACUCAUCACAGCCUGCUCCUGAAGAUAAGCGUCCGGCUCCUACCGCAAGUCUGAGUGUGUCACAGCAGGUGGAAGAGCAGCUUAAGAGCGACUUUGCUUCAUCAACACAGUUUCCUCCCUCGGAUGACAUUCUCGUCCCCUCUACGCCCGACGAAGAGAGUAAUGAAAAUCAAAACAAAACACCCCCAGCCCACAUACCUCCCUCUCCUACGACCAUUAAACCUCCCCCGCGUCGAACUCCCCGUACAGCGUCUUCGCACCGUGCCUCUCGGCCUUCUCUAGGCAGCGUAUCUAAGCGGCCCACGGUCCGCCCGUCCCAAGCUACAACCGUCUCCCAAGCCUCCACCCCUGAAAAGCAGUCAUCCUCUUCUAUUCGCCGCCCUCCCAUGCAUUCAUCCAGCAGCAUCGGGCUUCCCGAGAGUCUACUAGACGGUUACGAUGAGGAUGCACUACAUCUGCCACCGGAUUACAAUCCAGGCUCAUCGCAGCUUCUGACAAAAAGCCAGAUGCUCCCGGAUAGCCUGUUGCGUGACGACACGAGGGUUCCGCCCGAGAUUUGGGACUCGGAUGAAGAUGAACGGCUGUAG
Fusarium venenatum is the source of this 2718-nucleotide messenger RNA. RefSeq lists its product as uncharacterized. The record is from RefSeq and is a predicted model, not a curated record. NCBI's taxonomy places the organism in Eukaryota, Fungi, Ascomycota, Sordariomycetes, Hypocreales, Nectriaceae.